AUGCCAUUUCCGUUUGUCCUACCGACAACCUCUGCCUUUUCCUUCUCGUCGUCCUUUGGCUGCGAUUCUCACCCUUCAUUGCCCCUCAGCGCAAGCACAUAUCGCGGGGUUGUCAGAGACGCGCUCAAGAAGCACAAGCGGCUGCCUCCCUCGUCGCAAACAUCGAAUCUCCGCGCCGUCAUCUCCAGCUUGGAGCAGUAUCUCCCCUAUCUCCUUGCCAUUGAUGCCGGGCUGAGCAACCAGCCGGUGGGCGGCGAGACUGUCAGCACCAUAUUGGAGACGACGCCGGCCAUCUCAUGGAGACCGACGCUUUCUGGCGAUAUCGUGCCCGGACGCGAACGCCCUCGAGUCAAAAUCAUCUCCAUAGAACAUGAGAUUUACUUUACUCUUUCUACUCUAGGCUUCGCCCACGUCUCAAUGGCAAGGGCGACGCUUCAGCCUCUGUAUUCCACAGCUACAGAGUUUCAGGGCGCACAGGAACGGACAGCUGCGAUGACGACGGCAACCAAGUACCUGCUAGAAUCAGCUUCCAUAUAUGACUACAUUGCCGCAAGAAGUGAUCAGGUUGCCAGCAGCCCCCCUUGUGUCGACAUCUCACCUGCGACGCUCCGCGCUUUAGCCUCUCUGUGUCAUGCAGAGGCAACGUUGCUGGCCGUGUUGAAGGAUGAUCCAUAUCCCGCAGCUGUAGCUCAGGAUCGGAACAAGAAUGACAAGGAGUGGAUGUUCAAGGCCCCGGAUAUCCCCAAGGUCAGAGUCCAUCUCUAUGCCCGUCUCUGCCUGGCCGCAUCGGAGCAUGCUGCCAAGGCCGCGGCAUUGUGCCAGUCAGUCAAAUCAGGAUCAACCGGCAGCAUCAGCCCUGGAUUCGUACGAUACCUGGAGGAUCUGCGGCGAACUAGCCGAGCUAAAGCUUGUCGGUUCUUUGGCAUUGACGCUGAGCUGGGAGGAGAGGCGGCGGAAGGAAUCGCUUGGGCGCGUGCCGGUUUACACGAGCUCGGUGUGGAGGUCAAGGAUGAAAAGAAGGGAUUAGGCUUUAGUCGUGCGAUCAAAGGGCUUAACGAGAAGAGAGAAGAUCGCCGAGUUAACAGAGAGGCUGCUUGGGGAGCUGAUGCCGGCAAGUCGGAAGAGACUAGAGUUCUCGAAAUGCUGGACGCGAAGUGGAAUAAGCUUAACGAUACGAUGAAUACCCGACCUAUUCCGCCGAUUGGUGCUCUAAUAAAUAAAAUGCCGUCGGGGCGCGAGAUUCAUACGAUCAAGCCCUAUCAACCCCCUGUUCUAGAUCGAGAGGUGUUGGAGGCUAUGCGGGCUCCUCCAGACCAAACCGAAAGCGUUGGUGGCGAAGCAAGCUCAGACGACGAAACCUUGGUGGAGGGUUCGGCAUCCGCGGGCGGAGCGCAUAGAAGCUCAUAUUACUAG
Trichoderma gamsii is the source of this 1413-nucleotide messenger RNA. Its product is annotated as pH-response regulator protein palC. Gene Ontology annotation, cellular component: plasma membrane. Lineage: Eukaryota; Fungi; Ascomycota; Sordariomycetes; Hypocreales; Hypocreaceae. The record is from RefSeq and is a predicted model, not a curated record. Gene Ontology annotation, biological process: cellular response to pH. The coding region runs from base 1 to 1413 and encodes 470 amino acids. The transcript has 2 exons.